Molecule: messenger RNA, 1275 nt
Organism: Drosophila obscura
Lineage: Eukaryota; Metazoa; Arthropoda; Insecta; Diptera; Drosophilidae
Exons: 2
Coding region: 1-1275 (424 amino acids)
Source: RefSeq, a predicted model, not a curated record
AUGCUGCUGCAAAAGCUAGAUGAGAAGACCCAAACCAAAUGGGAGGAGACUGCGUCAUCGGACAGGAUACCCACAGCUGGGGAAUUCUACGAUUUCCUGGAGAAGCGAUGCCAGAAGAUGGAGAACGUGCAAUACGCUAUAGCGACACACGCUGGUAGCGCUCAGUCCGAGGUUCAGGUCUACACAUUAGACACCGUCACAUACGGUACGAGGGCUGCAUCGUUUUUAGCGGUCCGCGCAAUGCACCAGCUGGCCAUCGACGAGGGUAAUCCCUACCCUCUUGGCUCAGCUGCUCUGCAACAGGAGUUCUAUGUUGAUGAUCUCAUCUCUGGCGGCAACUCGGUCGCAGAGGUCAUGGAAAAGAUGCGCCAAACUUCAAGUCUACUGUCUUGCGGUAACUUUAAGCUUAGAAAAUGGUGCUCGAGUAACAAGGAGGUGCUUGAUGGAAUUCCGGAGGACGACGUGGAGAAAUUUCUACGGUUUCAUGAUGGAAGCGACAUUACCAAAACUCUUCGUUUAGCUUGGUACCCUGCGUCGGAUCAGCUGCUGUUUGCCUUGUCCGCGCUGGACUCGAAUUCAAGGCCCUCCAAGCGGUCGGUUUUGUCAACUAUUGCGCGUUUCUACGACCCUCUUGGAUUGAUUAAUCCUGUUAUUGUCAGGUGCAAGAUCUUUCUUCAGCAGCUUUGGAGAGAACAUUUGGACUGGGAUGAAAGCCUACCGACAGCGCUGCACUCAACUUGGAUUGACCUGAGAAACAGUUUGGCAAGCAUCUCUCGCAUUUCCUUUCCUCGCGUUGUCCAUAAUUCCGGCACAAUUGUAGAGGUUCAUGGAUUUUGUGAUGCCAGCAUGGAAGCAUAUGGUGCUUGCAUAUAUGUCGUGUCCAGGCAAGGGGAGUCGUCGAGCAAUGUUUUGUGCUCAAAGUCUCGAGUGGCGCCACUAAAAUCAUUGUCGAUUCCAAAGCUGGAAUUGAGUGGAGCCCAUUUGCUUGCGAAGGUUAUGCGCAACUUAAAGGAGACGGGAAUUUUCCCAGGUCAGUUUUACUGCUGGUCGGAUUCGUCUACGGCGUUAUCUUGGAUUCGGGAUGAGCCAGCCAAAUUUCAGGUUUUCGUGGCAAAUCGAGUGGCAACAAUUCAGGAGUUGACGCAAGGCAUGGAAUGGCGCUAUGUUCCCACAUUGUUGAAUCCCGCUGAUAUGCUCUCCAGAGGCUCGCUUCCCUGCUACCUCAUCCAGUCAGAGCUGUGGUUUCACGGCCCCCUCGUUUUUGUUAGGUUCUAA